AUGGCCGACUUCUGUUGAUAUUUUGGAAAGUGUUACCCAAAUUUGCCUUUUGUGUUGAAUCUAAAGUGCAUCUCCCUUGGAAUUGUUGUGAUUCUGUUACAAUGGAUACCGGUUCUGUUAAUGGCAUGGAUGACAGCCUCAGGAGACUCGCCAGUUUCCAGGAGUACCCGCUACCAGAGCCGGGCAGGAGGAACAACGCGUCUUUGUUGACAUACAAUUCCCCCAUGAAGUUGUCAAAAGCUGGGUUUUAUCGCCACCCUGGGGCCCUGGGGGACGAGGUGAAGUGUUUCCAGUGUUCUGUGUCGUUCCGGGGAUGGUCAGGCGAGUCGCCGAUGGCCGUGCACCGUGUCCUUAGUCCGGACUGUGCCUUCUUAGCGAGACACACGCCGGCACUUUUGACAGCUCGGAGACCCGGGAGAACCCGACCAGGUGACCCCCGUAACGUCCGACGACGUUUGCAGAUGAGCACACCGACGUCGACGGAGGACACACCAAGUGACACAGUCUCUGGUACCCAGGAACAGAGCGUGCUGGCUGUGUACGACAGAUAUAAUACUCCCAGAACGCCCGAGCAUUCGGAUACUGAAAAUCAGGUCAAUGUGGGUGAUGAACGAAUUGGGUCGAUGUUGUUUGAGAGUCACCGACUCCUCACCUUCCCCAGCCCUACCCACCCACGGGCUGAGGUGUGGGCGGGGUCGGGGUUUGUGUACCAGGGGGAGGGGGCCGUGGUCAGGUGUGUGUUCUGUGGGCUGGAGAUGUUGUAUGAUGUAGAUGAACCUGUCAAGAGACACCAGGAGAUGUCGAAGAAUUGUCCUGUUGUCAAAUACCUGGAUAUUGGAAAUAUACCAAGAGACUUGGAAAACAAGAUCAGAUCACAACAUCUAGGACAAUCUUGUGACAACCUCUUUGUGAGUGGUGAUCCUAUGUUUAAACACCCUCAGUUUGAGGAAAUGCAGGACAGACUAGAGACAUUUAAAUAUUGGCCUGCACAAGUCAGACAAACAGCUGAUCAGCUUUGCCAAGCAGGGUUUUAUUUCACAGGGUACACAGACAAGGUUGUGUGUUUUGCCUGUGGGUGUGGCCUGCAUCACUGGAAGCCCGAGGCCGACCCCUGGGUGCAGCAUGCCAGACACGCCCCUCACUGCGUCUUUGUGAAGCAGCACAAGGGAGAUAACUUUACUUUGGAAGCUCAGGAGGCUGAGGCUCUGACAGAGAGCGACACAGCUGAAGACCAGUGCGGCACCCCUGGCAGCCCAGCCACGCCCUCCCCACUUCGCCCGAGUCUGAACAUGGCGGCCAUCAAGGCAGCCUUGGCAUGUCAGUAUGAUGUACAGCAAAUCCGACAAGCUGUUCUCAAAUUCUUUAUCUUGUCCCGUGGGUUCUACCCUAACGAGGCGCUGCUCAAAGGCACUCUGCGAGCCUCCGACGCAAACUUCUCCCAGCUGCAGAGGCUGAUGGAGUCAACCCACACCAAUGCCCUGAGUCUCAUCAGACAGAGCGAGGAGAUCCAGCAGAAGGACCAGCUGCUGGUGAGGAAGGAUGAGGAGAUGGAGCGCACCCAUGAGGAGUACCACACAGAGCUGAGUCGGGAGCAGGCACAGCGGCGGUGUGAGAUGCAGGCACUGACUGCCAGACUGCAGGCACAGGCCCAGGUCAUCCAGAGACAGGGACAGGUGGUGCAGGACAAGGACCACCAGCUGCAGGACAAGGACCACCAGCUGGGACACAAGGACAACAUCAUCGGGAGUCAGGGAGAGGAGCUGGACAGGAAACAGAGGGAGCUGAACAGUCUGGCUGUGGAAAUGAGGAGGCAGGCCGAGGAGAACAGGCGGAAGGACGAGGAGAUGAGGAGACAGGCGGAGGAGCUGGAGAGACUGAGGCAGCUCCUGCAAGCUAACAACAUACAGAACAACGACCCUGUCAACAAUGCUGCUGCUGCUGCUGCUGUCCCCGCCCCGGCUGUCCCCGCUGACCCCGCCUACGCCCGGUGUAAGGUGUGUCUGGAGGAGGAGGCCCAGUGUCUGUUCCGCCCGUGUCGACACGUGUGCUGUGGCACUCAGUGUGCCCCCCACUUCAUCGGGAAGACAUGCCCCAUCUGUCGGAACAGUGUGCGUGACUGGGAGGUCAUCUAUGUGGCGUAGACACUCACCUCAGCCCCAUCUGUCGGAGCAGUGUGCGUGACUGGGAGGUCAUCUAUGUGGCGUAGACACACACCUCAGCCCAAUCUGUCGGAGCAGUGUGCAUGACUGGGAGGUCAUCUUUGUUGCGUAGACUCAUAUGCUUAGUGGCAGCUGUUAGCUGUCUGUUUUAUCCUUGUGUACAUUUUGUUGUUUCUAUUGUCUGUCAUUGUUUGAGUCUAGAAGAGCCUCAGCAUGCUCCAAAUUCAACAGAAAAACAUGCCCCAUCUGUCGGAAGAGUGUGCGCGACUGGGAGAUCAUCUAUUUGGUGAAGACACACAUCUCAGCCCCAUCUGUCGGAAGAGUGUGCGCGACUGGGAGAUCAUCUAUUUGGUGAAGACACACACCUCCGUCUCAUAAGCUUAGUGGCAGCUACUAGGUGUCUGUUUUGUCAAUACCGGUAUGUACAUUUUGUCAUGUCUAUUGUCUAUCUAUUUUUCAAGUCCACGGGAGAAACAAUGUGUUCCUCACUUCAUUGGGAAAACCACUACCCCAUCUGUCAUCUAUGGGGUGUAGAUUGUAAACCUCACAUCUUGCUCCACACCA
Messenger RNA from Haliotis rufescens (red abalone), 2723 nucleotides. RefSeq names its product baculoviral IAP repeat-containing protein 2-like. The transcript is spliced from 6 exons. Gene Ontology annotation, cellular component: cytoplasm; spindle microtubule; nucleus. The coding region runs from base 102 to 2141 and encodes 679 amino acids. The record is from RefSeq and is a predicted model, not a curated record. NCBI's taxonomy places the organism in Eukaryota, Metazoa, Mollusca, Gastropoda, Lepetellida, Haliotidae. Gene Ontology annotation, biological process: regulation of cell cycle.